AAAAUUAAUUCCACGAGGCUUCCGGAACGCGUCACUUCCGGUUACGUUUUUGAAAUUUCUGAGUUACUUGGUGCACAAACGUGUUAGUUUUUUUUUUUUUUACAUUUAAAAUAGAAUAUACUAUUACUUGUUACAGUGUGAGUGGUGCGAUGGACAUUCAAGCUAUGGAGCCGAUGUCUCUGGGUUCUCCUUCGUCCCCAAAGCCUGUCGGUGGAGCUCAGUUCCUCCCCGGAUUCCUGAUGGGUGACCUGCCUGCUCCUGCUACACCACAGCCCAGACCCCUAACCCUGAGUAUGGGUGGAGCCGAGACCAGAGCCCUGCCUUUCACAGGUGUAUCAGGUGGUUCUCCUCCUCAGCCGGUGGUUCCUACUCCUAAAGAUAAAAGCGGUGCUCCACCUGUGAGGAGUAUCUAUGACGACCUGUCCAGUCCUGUGGUGGGGUUCUCCCCGCUCACAUCACGCAAACACGCGUUCUCCGUGAUGCACACUCCUCUGUCCAGUGUGGCUGGAACUCCAGGAUCCGGCAGUGUGUUCAGCCCCGCCUCUUUAGGGCAGGUGAAGAGCACCCUGUCACCUGCACAGGUAGACCCAUUCUUCACCCAGGGAGAUGCCCUGUCCUCUGAGGACCAGCUCGAUGAAACCUGGAUCACUGUCUUCGGGUUUCCCCCAGUCUCCGCCUCCUACAUCCUGCUGCAGUUCGCUCAGUAUGGGAACAUCCUCAAACAUGUGAUGUCUAACUCAGGAAACUGGAUGCACAUUCAAUAUCAGUCCAAACUGCAGGCCAGGAAAGCGCUUAGUAAAGAUGGCAAGAUAUUCGGAGAAGCCAUCAUGAUUGGAGUCAAACCUUGCAUCGAUAAGAGUGUGAUGGAGUGCUCAGACAGGAGCAGUGCUGCAGUGUUCACUCCUCCGGUGAAGAACAGUAACAGUGUGGCCUCUAUCUCCACACCACGAUCAUCCAUGAGACCCCUCAGCACACCACUCACACACAGCAACGCUGACUAUCAGGUGGUGUCUGACAAAGGGACCCCGCGGAAAGAUGACAGCUUUGUGUCCAAAGCCAUGGAGUACAUGUUCGGUUGGUGAUGGAGGUGUGAGAUCGGUCACACGGAGCACUUUAUUGUACACUGGAUCCCGAUAAACAAGGGUGGACACACACACACACACACACACACAGAGAAGGGUGUGAUAGCUUAAUCCUGGUGCUCAGAGACACUCAGAGGUAUCUCUAAUCACAGUUGUAAUGACCUCAUCACCGAUCCUUUUAAUCCUCUGUAAUAGUGUUUUUUAACCACAUGUGCAUUCAGAACUUUAUCAUUACAUUCACACUGUUUUGUAUUUUGUAUCCUCUCUCUCUUCUGUACCGAUGUUGUGUAAAUAAAUAUCUCUUUAUCU
Ictalurus punctatus (channel catfish) is the source of this 1391-nucleotide messenger RNA. RefSeq names its product nucleoporin 35 (gene nup35). NCBI's taxonomy places the organism in Eukaryota, Metazoa, Chordata, Actinopteri, Siluriformes, Ictaluridae. The record is from RefSeq and is marked provisional. Gene Ontology annotation, cellular component: nuclear membrane; nuclear pore central transport channel; nuclear pore nuclear basket. Gene Ontology annotation, biological process: nuclear pore organization; NLS-bearing protein import into nucleus; regulation of DNA-templated transcription. Gene Ontology annotation, molecular function: single-stranded DNA binding; structural constituent of nuclear pore; phospholipid binding.